AAGGGGUAUAAUCAUUCAUUCACAGAAGACUAAAGAUAAAAACAUGACUAUUACUACAAUGAUCCACUCGUACUUGUCAUAGUGAGAAGUGCAAUUACCAAUUCAGUGUUAAUGCCCGAAGAUGGCCGCUUGGACUUUAUGGAGCUGAGUAUAAAAUACGGGCACAAGGCCGAAGAGCACAGGGUAGUCACAGAAGACGGGUAUAUUCUGACACUGUUUCGUCUGCCAGGCAAGAAACCUCCAGUUCUACUACUUCACGGCUUGAUUGGUACUGCAGACACAUACAUUUUAAGAGGGAAUAGCUCUUUAGGCAUCACAUUAGCUAACCACGGCUAUGACGUAUGGGCCGGAAAUACUAGAGGCAAUAAAUACGCAAUGCAGCAUACCAAACUCAACCCUAAGACAGACGCUUCCUUCUGGGACUACAGUUUUCACGAACACGGAUACUACGACCUCCCUGCUAUGACGGAUUAUAUUUUAAAUGCAACGGGCGAACAGAGUCUACAUAGCAUUGUCUCCAUCGGCAUAUUUAAUUUACUUUCUCUCAACAUUGAAUAUUUGUUACAUUAUAAAGGUUUAGAUAGAAAUCUUCUUGAAGCUAUCUGUAACCCGGGGGCCGUUACAUAUACUUUAUGUACUGAAUUUGUGUUUCUGAUUGGCGGAUAUGACCUUCAACGUCUGGAUUCGGAAUUCUUAGCUGUAGUAUUCGGCCACUUCCCGUCUUCAAUUUCGCGGAAAGCUUUACUACAUUGUGCUCAAGUAGCUCAAAGCAAGCGAUUUCCCCUUUUCGACUAUGGUUUAGAAGAGAAUUUGAAACGCUACGGAUCAACUGCGCCACCCGAUUAUAAUCUUAGAAAUGUCACUAUGAGAACAGCACUUCUUGUGGGUAAAAAUGACCCAAUAAAUGGAGUUCGAGACGUGGAACGCCUACGAUUUGUUCUUCCGAACGUUGUCCAUUAUCAUCUAAUGAAGCCGAGAACAUGGAACCAUUUCGACUUCGUUUGGAGCAAUUAUUUUCAUGAACCACAUAAAAUCAUUUCAAAAAUACCUAACUAG
Cydia fagiglandana is the source of this 1056-nucleotide messenger RNA. RefSeq names its product lipase 1-like. The record is from RefSeq and is a predicted model, not a curated record. The transcript is spliced from 2 exons. Lineage: Eukaryota; Metazoa; Arthropoda; Insecta; Lepidoptera; Tortricidae. Gene Ontology annotation, biological process: lipid metabolic process. The coding region runs from base 112 to 1056 and encodes 314 amino acids.